AUGGACAUGGAUGAUAUGGACAUGGAUAUUCCCCUUCCUGAAGAACUCGAGCUUCUGGAGUCAAAUUCUCACUUCCCCGAACAAAAUCAAGAGGAGGAAGAUCAUCAUUAUUACUUCGCAGACCUCGAUCCCCCCACCGAACCGCACUCUCCGCAACCGCCGCCAGAUCUCCCGGCUCCUUCGCUGGAGAUUGAAUCCAACGGUCACAAGCGGUCGCGUCCGAGUUCACCUCCUGAAGAGAAGAGAACGAAGGUUAGGGUUGCCGUCGAGGAGGAUUCCUCUACCGCGGCGGCCGAUGAGGACUGGCUUCGCUACUCUCCUCCGCUGCCGGAGCCGUCGGCACAGGAAACGACGUUCCCGAAGGAGAAGACGUUGUCGAGGUUCGCCUCGGAGAUUGACGGCGAGUGCAUGCCGAUCUCUGCGCCCAACGGCGACAGGGUUUAUGCGAAGCUGAAUCGGUUUGAAGGAGAAGAGCGCGUGAAGAAUCUCGAUUGCAAUAGCUAUUCUGCUGAGCUUAGUUCAGAACCGAUUAAUGUUAUACUUGAGAGGCUGGAGCAAGAGGCUUUUGCUAAGGCAUUGGAAGCUAGUUCUGAAGGUCAAAGUGUUCCAGAUGUUCCCGAAGCACAAACGGUUCAUGAGCGCCUUUGGGUUGAUAAGUAUGCUCCCAACUCCUUUACUGAGCUUCUCAGUGAUGAACAGACAAAUCGUGAGGUACUGUUGUGGUUGAAGCAAUGGGAUUCUGUUGUGUUUGGGUCUGAAAUUCGAAGCACAUCAGAUGAUGUUUUGUCUGCAUUGAAACGACAUUCUUCUACUGUCCACAAUAAAAAACCUUUAAAUUCAAAGUUUCCUGGGAAGAAUGGAGGACCCAAAUGGAGUAAUGGGGGGAGGUAUAUAAAUUCUACAAGGAUGGAUGAGAGUGGUAGUUCAAAGAGGAUUCAAGAUGUAAGGAAUAUGAAGUCAAGGAAUAUUGGUCCACCGGAACAAAAGAUCCUUCUGCUCUGUGGACCACCAGGUCUUGGAAAAACAACACUAGCACAUGUAGCUGCUAGGCAUUGUGGAUAUCAUGUGGUAGAGAUUAAUGCCAGUGAUGAUCGUUCUACAUCAACAAUUGAAGCCAAAAUUCUUGAUGUGGUCCAGAUGAACUCUGUCUUGUCUGAUUCAAGGCCAAAGUGUCUGGUGGUGGAUGAAAUUGAUGGAGCUCUUGGUGAUGGUAAGGGAGCUGUGGAGGUUCUUCUAAAGAUGAUUUCUGCCGAAAGGAAGCCUGAUGCGGGGAAACAAAGUCUGAGCAAAGGACAACUGGAAAAGAAGGCAUCAAAAAAGGGUUCAAAAACAGCUUCACUUUCAAGACCUGUGAUUUGCAUUUGUAAUGACCUAUAUGCACCUGCCUUAAGACCAUUACGUCAGUUGGCCAAUGCCCAUGACUUUACCAACAACAUUGCUUAUGUUUUGGCUUUGGCUCCAUGUAUGCUUACUGGCAACAACUCCCAUCAGCCGAGCCCCCCACCUUAUACAAACUUAUUCUUCCGAUUAUUAGGAAGGCUGACGUACAUAUGUAACAAGGAGGGAAUGAAAGCCAGUGCAAUUGCACUCACUGCUCUAGCAGAAUAUACAGUUAUUAGAGUACUCAGGAAAUUUUCAUCCAUUCAUGAUUCUUCAUCAGAAAGUCCGCCAUCUAUGGGGCUUUUGCGAGUCACUUUUGACGAUGCUGAAGAAAUGUAUCAUUUACAACAAAGUGAGGGAGGGGUGAAAGCACCUGUCACAUAUGGUAAAAAGCUUUGGCUUCAAGCUUGUGGGAUUAAAUGCUUGUUCAGCGCAGAAGCCGGUUUACAGGGCAUUCCGUGGGCUGUGGUGGCAGAAUGCUUGUUCAGUGUCAAGCGUGGCAUAAGUUUGAUCUCAUUCCAGAAGCACCUUAGAAUUAACAACCUCACUCAGUCAUUUGAUAUUGGUUCUCAAGUAGUUGGCCAGAAGGACAAGUCAAAGAAUGUUCUAGACAUCUGGAAAGAGAUUUUCUAUAAGCGAAGAACAAAAAAGAUGGAAAGAAACUCUCAGAGAGGGAAGUCCUUUGAAUUUGACUCAUUGUACUCCCUUGUGUCAAACCGUGGUGAUAGUGACUUGAUUCUUGAUGGAAUUCAUGAAAAUGUUUUGCGGCUCAAUUAUCAUGACCCAAUGAUGCAGAAAACUGUCAAGUGCUUCAACAAUCUUGGAGUUUAUGAUCUAUUGCAUCAGUAUAUAAUGCAUACACAACAGAUGCCCCUUUAUGUAUAUUUGCCCCUAGUACCAAUUACUGUACAUCAGAUAGUAUCUCAAGUUCAGAAACCAAACAUUGAGUGGCCAAAGUCACAUCAGAGAUAUCGUACAAUGAUGAUGGAAAAGAUGGACAUUUUGAAUACCUGGCACCACAAAAUCCCCCCGCAAAUUGCAAGGCAUUUAUCAACUAGUUCCUUUGUUGAAGACUUAAUUUCUCCAUUGUUACAUAUUCUGUCCCCACCAACUAUAAGACCGGUGGCAUUACAAUUACUAUCAGAUAAGGAGAAGAAUGAUCUUACUCAAUUAGUUAGCAAAAUGGUAUCAUACGCUAUAACAUAUAAGACUGUGAAAUCAGAUAUACUGCCUCAAACCCUGAAGUGUGAAGUAGCAGAUGGUUUGACACUGUCUCUUGUGCCUCCUAUCAGUGACUUUAUAAAUUUCAAGGAUUAUACUUCAAACCAUUACGUUCUUUCUGUAGCUAUGAAGCAGAUUUUGGUACACGAGGUUGAAAAGCGUAGGAUUUUACAAGUUGGUAUUGACAAAACUGGGGCUUUAGCAAAUGGAGGGCAUGGAGUCAUUGAGACAGGAACUAACAAAAUCCCGUUACCCAAAACCAAUUAUACAACUGCAGUUGAUAUGAAAACUAAUGAAAAUCAGGUUAAUGUUGUAGCAAGGCAAUUAAAUACAAAUCCCACAAUAGUUUCAUCAAACUUGAAUACCGAUAAAAGUUCAAGUGCGACAAAUAGUGGGAAACUACUAAACACGGGAAAUAUGAAAAAACCAACUAGAAGUUCUUCCAGUUUCUUUGACAGGUGA
Molecule: messenger RNA, 3063 nt
Organism: Sphenostylis stenocarpa
Lineage: Eukaryota; Viridiplantae; Streptophyta; Magnoliopsida; Fabales; Fabaceae
Source: the annotation of a GenBank genome assembly